AUGAUGUCAUGGGAGCUGGACGUGGGGUUCAGGCACGCGUUGCAAGGGACGGGCUGGACGGGAGCCCAGAACACGGAAGGCCCCGCUCCAACGCGCGAGCCCCGUGGCGUGGCCCCAUGCCCACUGGAACUCCCUGGCUGGCCUGGAAUGAGAGGCCUUGCACGCAUGCACGCCCUGACGCCUUGGAGAUCUGGAACGCACCUUGGCAUCAAGAUCGUUGAGGCUUGUCACGUCAUUGGUCUCAGACUAUGGUGCGCUUUCGAAAUCGGCCAAACACGUCCAAAAAUAUGGCGGAACCAGUUGCCCGUCUGUGGUGAAGUCAUGGCAGGUGCAGCCGCAGACACCGCAGACCCGCCGCCUGCGGAAAUGAAAAUGCUUGCUGGCAGCACACUGAAAUUGACAGCCGGCACCGCCCGCGGCACAUCCCUGCGGCCCGCAACACACUGGAAAGCGGCAUCCGCAGCCGACCGGGCAAAGGUGGAUUGCUGUUCAGCUCGUCCGAAGGCAGCUUGGCAAGUGAUUUCCAAGGUUGUGCCCAUUGCAACCUACGAGAGGGCGGUCGCCUCCGCUGUGUUGGUAGCAUACAAGCCCGGCCAACGCGAAGCGUGUCGACACGCGCUAUUUCCCCACAGUUCACAACAAAUGUCUGGAUUACAGCCCCUCGACGCCCGGCCACAUCAACGGACAGCGUUGAGUCCCGUACCCGAGACCUACUAUCCAGCUCGGAGCUAUUCACGCAACUGA
Molecule: messenger RNA, 744 nt
Organism: Neoarthrinium moseri
Lineage: Eukaryota; Fungi; Ascomycota; Sordariomycetes; Amphisphaeriales; Apiosporaceae
Exons: 4
Coding region: 1-744 (247 amino acids)
Source: RefSeq, a predicted model, not a curated record